AUCGCCCUCUUGACGCCAAUCCGUCAUCAUAACCGUUCAUACCGGUAGCGCAGCAGUCGCUCAUCGGUUCGUGACACCUCAGCUUUCCUCUCAACCGACUUUUGGCUUGUCAAGAUGACGGUGCCACCUCCACCCAAUGCUGUGUUCUCCGCGUUCUCCUUCCUCGGUUUAGUGUUCGUGUCAGUACCUAUGUAUUGGCACUUGGAAGCUUGGAACACUGGGACAUGCUUAUACAUGGCUUGGACGGGCGUUCAAUGCUUAAAUCUUUUCGUUAAUUCGAUUAUAUGGAAUGGCAACGCGAUCAACUGGAAUCCUGUUUGGUGCGAUAUCUCUACGCGCAUAUUCAUCGGCGCGAAUGUAGCUAUUCCCGCUGCAUCCUUAUGUAUCAAUCGCCGCUUGUACCACAUUUCCUGCGUGAAGACCGUUACUCGGACACGUGCGGAAAAACAACGCGCCAUUAUGGUGGAUUUAAGCAUUGGUCUCGGGAUUCCCCUCCUACAGAUGAUACUUCAAUAUAUCGUCCAAGGCCACCGCUUCAACAUUUUUGAAGACAUCGGAUGCUACCCUUUCACGUAUAAUGUGACACUGGCAUACCCGCUCGUCUUCAUCUGGCCCCUUAUUAUAUCCGUUAUAUCGGCCGCUUAUUGCGUCAUGACUAUCCGGGCAUUCGCAAAGCGCAGGUCCGAUUUCAAUGAACUCCUGUCUUCGAACAGGAACCUGUCCCUGGGUCGCUACUUCCGUCUUAUGUGCCUCGCCGGGAUCGAGCUGGUCUGCGGGAUACCCCUCUCCUGCUUCUCCCUCUACUUGAACGCCAGUGGGGGCGUCGAGCCCUGGAUCUCGUGGCAGAACACCCACUCAGGCUUCUCGCGCGUUGACCAGGUCCCCGCGAUCAUAUGGAAGAACGUUCCCGAGCUGAUGACGUCCCUCGAGCUCAGCCGCUGGCUCACCGUUCUCUGCGCCUUCAUUUUCUUCGCGUUCUUCGGUUUCGCGGACGAGGCGCGGAAGCAUUACCGCAGCGCUUUCUACAGCGUCUGCAAGCGGCUCGGUUAUACCCAAGUUGGCUCUGCGGGUACCGGCCUGUCCGGGUCCUCGGGAUACAAGGGCUCUGGUCCCUACCCGCAGAUGGUCGGGUCCGGGCGCGGCCUCAGUCGCCCAACUAUCAAUACCGCGGCGAAAGCAAAGCGGGAUUCUCUCACGUCUUUCUCCGACCAGCUGUCCACCUCAAUAUACAUCGGCGACCUGGACGAGAAGAACUACCAGGCUUAUUCGCCCACCGAUGCGAACUCGCCGUCGACAGCAUCGAAUUCUAGUCUGCCGACGCCGGAGGACGAGCAUCGCCGGCAUAGCGAAUUCCUGCAGCCGCCAGCGCUCACACGCCCUGACCGGGUGCUACCUAUUUCGUCAGCGCGGCGCUGCUCGUCGGGGCCCUACGAGUUUGAGGGUCACGAGGAGGGUAAACCGCGGGGACACGACGCCGUCUAAAUUUGUCGCCCUCUCAUUUAUUAUGUAUCGAUAAAAACAACCUACCCACGUCUGUCGUUUCGUUGGAACUCUGGAUGGGAUUGCUCUGGUUCAUCUUGUUUGCUGUAUUUUUAGAGCCGUGUCAUACCCUGUCGCAGUCGCAUUAUUGUCGCUCGUUACCUUAAGUUUUGUUUUUUAUUGCUAUAGUAUGUCUAAGCGGUUCUCGUGUCGUGUCGUUUUGUAUUCGGGAUUCAGCUAGCGUUUAGAUGUAUACUAGUAGGAAUCGUAGAUAGAAUGGAAUGGAACCCAGUUCAUGUGCCACGGA
This is a messenger RNA of Gloeophyllum trabeum ATCC 11539, 1786 nucleotides long. RefSeq names its product STE3-domain-containing protein. NCBI's taxonomy places the organism in Eukaryota, Fungi, Basidiomycota, Agaricomycetes, Gloeophyllales, Gloeophyllaceae. Gene Ontology annotation, molecular function: mating-type alpha-factor pheromone receptor activity. Gene Ontology annotation, cellular component: membrane. Bases 115 to 1482 code for a protein of 455 amino acids. Gene Ontology annotation, biological process: G protein-coupled receptor signaling pathway. The record is from RefSeq and is a predicted model, not a curated record. The transcript has 6 exons.